Molecule: messenger RNA, 1239 nt
Organism: Symbiodinium sp. CCMP2592
Lineage: Eukaryota; Dinophyceae; Suessiales; Symbiodiniaceae
Source: the annotation of a GenBank genome assembly
AUGGGCGGCCUGCUGGACAAGCCUUUGAAAGAGAAGCGGAUUGAAACAGGAGGCGAUGAGCGGAUGGAAUGGGUAGCAGCAGAUAUGCAGGGCUGGAGGCCAGAUAUGGAGGACGAGCACAUCGCAAGCUCUAACGUCGGAGAAGAGUUUGCAGGCUGCGGUCUGUACUGUGUUUUCGAUGGCCACGGUGGCAAGGCUGUCUCAAAGUUUUGCAAGCAGCAAUUCAUGCCUGAGCUCAUCCAGACCACGGCAAGCAUGGGGCGGUCCAAGUUCGGCAAGAACAAGAACAAGAAGCGCCAUUGCGGCGUCCAUUUGGAAGCAUCAGAUUUGGAGGAAAUCCUCAAGGCCUCGUUUCACAGAAUGGACGAUCAACUGCGCGAGCCAGCCAAUGCCAAAGUGCUGGCACGCUUUAUGGGCAAAGUUCCGACGGGCGCCAUCCAGGAAUUGGAGAAGAAGAUCGCGGACAUGCACCAACGCUCACAGACAGGAAAACUGUUGGACGGAGAGCACAGUGAGAUGAAGGAGUCUUUCAUCAAGUUGCAGAAACUCAAGCAGGCAGAGAAGGGUGAUGAAUUUGUUCCAGAUACAGUGGGCUGCACGGCCGUGUGCGUCGUGGUUCGCAAGCAGGAUGUCAUCACAGCAAAUGCCGGGGACAGCCGCGCAGUGAUGUGCCGGGCAGGGAAAGCACUGGAGCUUUCUUACGACCACAAGCCUGCAUCUGAGACCGAAAAGAGCAGGAUCGAGGCCGCAGGCGGCACCGUGGAGGACAGUCAAGGUGUUCCCCGCGUGAACGGAAAUUUGAAUCUCAGCCGUGCCAUUGGCGAUUUGGAGUACAAGAAGUGUCCUGGCACAUUGCGUUUUGUCAUGUCUUCGGUUCCGACUCUGCGCCUUUCUCUCUAUCACAUCGUGCAAAGGCGAACCGACCUGCCCCCGCAGGAGCAAGUGAUAUGCUCCACGCCAGAUGUGGUGGUUCGCGACUUGACAGUGGAAGACGAGUUCAUCGUUCUGGCAUGUGACGGCAUUUGGGAUGUCAUGUCCAACCAGGACAUUUGCGACUUUGUGAGGCCACGGCUCGAGAAAGGCUUGGAGCUGAAGGCCAUCGCAGAGGAGCUGUUAGUCGGAGUCCAUCGGCUCAUGACGUUUGACCCGAGCAAGACCCAGGGCCUUGGCACGGACAACAUGACCGUCGUUAUCGUGAAGCUGAAGGAGUCUUCCUCAUGGAACCCUCCGGCUGCGUAG